AUGGAUGACGAGAAUAAGUUAGUUGAACAGCUAGUUGAAAUGGGGUAUUCAAAAUUAAUUAGUCAGAAGGUUAUCCAAAAGAGUGGGGCAAAAACAAUUGAGGAUGCUAUUAGCUGGAUAGAACUUCUAGAUGAAAACGAAAACAUGUCCGAUGAAGAAUUAAAAGAUGUUAACACAAAGGAAGAAGAAAAAACAGACAACUUGAAAAAUAAGGAAAAAAUAAAAUUAGAAAAUGAUAUGGAUGAAAAUAAUAUUAUAAGUAGUGAAAAAACCAGUAAGUUAAGCCCUGAGGAAGCUCAGAAGAAAGCUUUAGAAUUACAAAAGAAAAUUCGAGAAAAGAAAUUAUUAAAAGAAAAAGAAGAAGAAUUAGAAAAAGAGAAAAAAAGAAUCGCUAUGGCUAAAGAAAUGCAAAAAAGAAAAGAACAAUUAGAAGAAUAUGAAAUAAAAAAAUAUAUUGAAUCAUUAGAAAGAGAAAAAAAUGAACAUAAAAAAGAAAAAGAAAAACAAUUAGAAUUAUUAAAAAGAGAAUAUGAAGCUAAAUUUGGUAUUGAAUAUAAAAUAGGUAAUGAAAAAAAAAAAUUACAAGAUCUAACAGAAAAUGAAAAAAGAGAUGAAAUUGCUAUUUUAUUUAAUAAUUUAAAAAAAAAUUAUAAAGAUACAAAAAAACAAGAAUUACUUGCAUCCUUAAAUAUUCUAAGAACUUAUUUCUCGAAUAUUUAUGAUAAUAUCUUGGAAAAAAAAUAUCAAAAAAUUAAAAAAGAAAACAAAAUAUUUGUUGAAAAAAUCAAGGUGUUUGAAGAAAUGCUACACAUCUUUUUAUUAGUUGGAUUUGAAGAUACGGGUGAUUUUUAUGUCAUAAAAAAUUAUCCAAAUACUUAUCUUCUUUCGUCAGCUAUAAAAUAUAUCGAUUUAAUUAAGAAAACGUUAAGUUAA
Molecule: messenger RNA, 933 nt
Organism: Plasmodium adleri (nom. inval.)
Lineage: Eukaryota; Apicomplexa; Aconoidasida; Haemosporida; Plasmodiidae
Product: conserved Plasmodium protein, unknown function
Exons: 4
Coding region: 1-933 (310 amino acids)
Source: RefSeq, a predicted model, not a curated record